Messenger RNA from Rotaria sp. Silwood2, 2007 nucleotides. The record is from the annotation of a GenBank genome assembly. NCBI's taxonomy places the organism in Eukaryota, Metazoa, Rotifera, Eurotatoria, Philodinida, Philodinidae.
AUGGAAAAUAUUGAUCCAUCAAAGCCCACUCGUCGAACUUCUAGAAUACGCAUUGUUAACGAUCCUGAAUCUAGAAGACGAUCACAACGUUUACCAAGUUUACUUGAUGAUCUUGUUAAUUCUCAAAGUUUGAUUAAUAUUCGAUCAAUACAUACUCAAAAACAGCAAGAAAAAAAACAAUCCUCAUUAGAUGGUCACAUUAAAAUAAAUAUAUGUGGUGAUCGUUAUGAAACUUAUCGAACAACUCUUGACGUUUAUCCUGAUACAUUACUUGGAAAUGAAAAACAACGUAAAUAUUACUAUGAUGCAAAUCGUAAUGAAUAUUUUUUUGAUCGUCAUCGUGCAUGUUUUGGUGCUAUACUUUAUUAUUAUCAAUCAAAUGGUCGUUUAAGACGACCAGAUCAUGUUCCACUUGAUGUAUUUCUUGAAGAAGUUCUUUUUUUUCAAUUAGGACGAGAAGCUUUUAAUCAAAUACGAAAAGAUGAAAAUAUAUCAGUAAUUACAAAAAUAUGUUUACCAAAAAAUCCUAUUCGAAGAUGUCUUUGGGGAAUAACGGAAUAUCCAGAUUAUUCAAAAAUGGCAAAAAUUGUUCAUAUUAUAUCCAUACUCAUGGUUCUUAUGUUAACAAUAACACUUGCAAUUGAAACAUUACCACAAUAUUCUAAUUUACAUAGUUUAUAUUGUGAAACACAAUAUAAUACAACAACUAUUACUAAUAUGAAUAAUACAACAACUAUUACCAAUAUGAAUAAUACAACAAUUCAAAGCUCUUCGGCCGAACUGAAUGUUUGUCAUGCAUAUUUUAAAUCAUCUUUCUUUCUUAUUCAAGCUAUUUGCGUUGGUUAUUUUACAAUUGAAUUUAUAGUACGUAUACUAACUACACCUUCGUUAUUUGAUUUUGUAAAAACUCUAAUGAAUUGGAUUGACCUAAUUGCUAUAAUACCUUUUUAUAUCACAGUUGGUAUUUAUUUAACUCAUCGAGCAGAUGAAGCCAAUACAGAUACGUAUGCUGGUCUUCGAUUUUUACGUAUAAUUCGUCUAUUACAAGUUUUUAAAUUUGGUCGAAUAUUUAAAAAUGUGAAAUCUUUACGUGUAUUUGUAACAACAAUAAAACAAUCAUUGCUUGAUUUUUUCGUAAUGAUUAUUAUAAUAACUGCUGUCGGAUUCUUUUUUGGUGCUACGGCUUAUUAUGCUGAAAAUAGUUCACAAAAUAAAACAUUUAAUUCAAUUUUUACGGCAACUUAUUGGGGAAUUAUUACAAUUACAAGUGUUGGAUUUGGUGAUAUAACACCAAUAACACCAAUGGGUCGAAUAGUUAGUUGUAUAUGUGCAUUAUUUGGUGCUGCAACAAUGGGUAUGCUUGUUUCUGUUCUUGUUUGUCGAUACGAACGUGUUUAUGUUCGAACAGUAUUUAUUGAUGAAGCAGUUAUUGACUCCUAUGAUUAUCCGGAUAGUGAAAAUAAUGAUAUAGAUUCACAAGAUUUGAAUCAAUCGAUAGAACAUUAUGAAAAUUCGACAAAUGAAGAUGUUAAUAUACAAAUAAAUCAGAAUGUACUAAAUGAAAGUAAUACAUUAAAAACUCCUCAAACACCUAAUCCACAAUUCAAAGUAGAAAAUCCAUUGAAACCAACUAAUAAUCAAAUUUAUUUUAUUAUUGGUUAUGUUAAAAAUGAAAAACAAGAAAUAUCAAAUGAUUUAAUAGAAAAACUUAAUAGUGUUAUUGAAAAUAGACAAGCUACUGGAAAUAAUAUAUCAGUAACCAUUGUUUCCAAUAAAAAUAUUCAAGCAUCUUUGCCAUUUGAUGUUCAAUUUCAACUGGAGUCAUCAUCUGAUGAAGAAUCUGUUGAUAAUGACGACGAUGAAAGUUUAACAGAAAUUCGUCGUGGUUAUAAAAGUCAAGGAAGUGUACUUAAAAAAUUUCCACGUCGUGUAUCAGAAACUGAUGAUGAAUUGAAAAAUAUUGAAAUAAGAUGUAAUGAAAUAUUAACAAAUAAAAAUAUUGUCUAA